AUGAGUGAGCUCCGCCAGCCGGAGGCAGACUUUCAGACCCCAGUCCCGGCCCAGGGCCUGGUGGAGGCACAGCUGUUGGGGGCUGAGGGGGAGGAGGCCGUAUCCCCCUCGUCCUCCUCCUCUUACUCUGACCUGUUCCUGGGCACCCUGGAGGAGGUGGCUGAUGCUGGAGAACCCAGUCCCCCCCAGAGCCCCUCCCCCACUGCCAUGGCCGCCCCUCCUUGGAGCCAAUGUGAAGACGACGGCCUCAGCCCCCAAGAUGAGGAAGGGCCGAGCACCUGGCAUGACCAGGAAGAUGCUAAUCCCUUGCACCUAGACCCACUACCACUGAAGGUAGCUGACCUGGUGGCAUUCCUGCUCCUCAAGUAUCACACCAGGGAGCCGACCUCCAAGGCGGAGAUGCUUGAUAUCGUCCUCCGUGACCAUCGGGACCACUUCCCUGUGGUCUUCAGAGAAGCUUGCGAGUGCAUGCAGCUGGUGUUUGGUGUGGACGUGAAGAAGGUGGACCCCAGCGAGCGCACGUACGAACUGGUCCCCACCCUGGGCCUCACCUGUGAUGCAGUGCUGGGCGAUGGGCCGAGCAUGCCCAAGGCCAGCCUCCUGGUGCUGAUCCAGGGCCUGAUCCUCCUAGAGGGCAACCGCGCCCCUGAGGAGAAGGUCUGGGAAGGGCUGAGCAUCAUGGGGGUGUAUGCAGGGAAGCAGCACUGCAUCUAUGGGGACCCCAGGGAGCUCCUCACCAAAGUGUGGGUGCAGGAGGGCUACGUGGAGUACCGGCAGGUGCCCCAUAGCGACUCCGCCCGCUACGAGUUCCUCUGGGGUCCCCGGGCCCAUGCAGAGACCAGCAAGUGUCAGGUCCUGGGGCAUCUGCUCUGGGUCAGUGGAUGGGAUUCCAGGUCCUUCCCAUCCCUGUUUGCAGAGGGUGUGAGCGAUGAGGAACAGGGACCCUGA
Messenger RNA from Mesoplodon densirostris (Blainville's beaked whale), 948 nucleotides. RefSeq names its product melanoma-associated antigen 8-like. Gene Ontology annotation, cellular component: nucleus. The coding region runs from base 1 to 948 and encodes 315 amino acids. The transcript has a single exon. Gene Ontology annotation, biological process: negative regulation of transcription by RNA polymerase II. NCBI's taxonomy places the organism in Eukaryota, Metazoa, Chordata, Mammalia, Artiodactyla, Ziphiidae. The record is from RefSeq and is a predicted model, not a curated record.